Messenger RNA from Polistes dominula (European paper wasp), 570 nucleotides. RefSeq lists its product as uncharacterized. Lineage: Eukaryota; Metazoa; Arthropoda; Insecta; Hymenoptera; Vespidae. The record is from RefSeq and is a predicted model, not a curated record.
AUGGACUUUUUAAAAGAUUUUGAGAUUACUUCUAAUAAAGCACCUUCGGCAACUACUUAUUUGCCAGGYUGCUYRCGAGAGUCAAAUUCAGCUUCAUCUUCGGCURAGUUUGACAUCAAUGAACGAGUGCAAGCUGCURAAAUUCGAUUCGCGACAUUUUUUGCCRAGCACAAUAUCCCCUUGUUGAUUGYUCCAGAAAUGUUGAACUUAAUUAAGUCUAUCGGUAAGGAGCCUGCUGUUUUGCAGGCGAUGACGAUGGGMAAGACCAAAGUCACUAAUAUUAUAAAUAARGUCGUUAGUGUUAGAGAAACGCAGCGAAUAAAAAAUAUUUUAAUAAAAAGUAAAUUUUSGGUUCACGUUGACGAGACGUCCGACAUUACAAACGACAAAUGGAUGUCGCUGAURGUUCGUUAUGUGRAGCYAAUUACUUUGAUGAUUAGGACGGAGUUGUUGACGAUGAUUCAUGUAAAUACAACUGACUGUUCUGCCAAGGAACUUUUCAAAGCAUUUGAAGAUGAAUUGACAAAGCAACAGAUUCCCUUAAAUCAAAUAAAUUGGCCUCACAUGUGA